AUUCUCGCAUCCUGCAACGUCCUAAGCUGUCCUAAGGGUGCAGCUUCCGCUCGCUUGAGUUCUUGACCCCCCUCGUCUAAUUGCUCGACAUGUUCCGUCUUCCGACCCUUGUCUCUCUUUUGAUCCUCGCCGCAGCGAAGGUCGUGGUCUCGUCGCCUUGCGUAGCGUUCGACUCGAACUUCAAUUUGCUCGUCUUCGGUCUCGAUGGGAAGGACUGGAGCGCAGGUACACAGAGUUCAUGGACAAACGGUACUGCGACGGACAUUACUGCAUCUGGGCGCCCCUCAUUUGACGGCACGAACACUACGUGCUACCUCGCACAGUUCUACAACAGCAUUUAUUUUAUGAAUGCCCAGUCUAACGACACGUCUUCUGUCUAUAUUUACGACGCAGCCACCAAGUCGUGGUCCACGCAGUCAGUCACCACCGGCUCCUUCAGCCCGUCCGACUUUACCGCUAUCCUGGACCACGACACUAACGUGUUCUACGCGCUGUCGGGCGACUCGUUGUACUACUUGGACAUGGGCGCGUUGACGGCGGCAAACUCGAGUGCGCUCUCUUGGGUAGAUGUCGAGCAGUCGCCGUAUGGAGCGAGCUAUUCAAACCCGGUGAUGGCACUAGCCCAAAAUCACGUUCACUUCCUAGACGUCCCUGGAGUCAGCGCUGGCGAAGCGAAGAUUUAUGUUAUUCACUACUCGUAUUUCCAACCCACUGCGCAGGCAUACCCGCUCUCGAACGGCAGCACCGGUUUCCCUGCCGCGCACGGCAAGACGGCGUCCUUCUUCCAGUCUGAGGGCGUGCAGCAGGAGUUCGCGUUCAUCCCUGAUGACGGCUCGGCAACAUACGUGAUCAACGUCGAGACGAACACGACGGCGGCCUACGCCGGCCCAACGAAGAAGGACGCCGAUGCGACGUACGCUGCGAGUAUCACGGCGCUCGUGCAGCUCGACAGCGAGGGGAAUGUGAUAUUCUUCCCGUACACAGAGGACGACGCUUCUGUGAACGCGGCGGCUUCGUGGACGACGGUGAAGGCACUGGCGUCGGUGGCGCCCGCGAGCUCGUCGGCGUCGAGUACUGCGACCGCUAGCGGGGCGCAUAGUAGCGGCACUGGUACGACGGUGUCCACCAGUGGUUCCGGCUCCACAUCGACGGGAUCUGCGUCUUCCGGUAGCAGCAGCAGCUCCAAUGGGAGUAUGGCUGUCAGGAUAAGCCAUGGGCUCGUUGUGGCUGGGCUGAUGGGUGCUGUGGCCUGCCUCCUAUAAAUAUCGGACAUCCUUUCGGGAAAUCUCGAGUAUAUCAGUUUAAUCAUAUUGACUACGUGUGUGCCUCCGUACUUUCUGAUCAUCGACAUGACGUAA
Messenger RNA from Laetiporus sulphureus 93-53, 1358 nucleotides. RefSeq lists its product as uncharacterized. The transcript has 4 exons. Lineage: Eukaryota; Fungi; Basidiomycota; Agaricomycetes; Polyporales; Laetiporaceae. The record is from RefSeq and is a predicted model, not a curated record. Bases 90 to 1262 code for a protein of 390 amino acids.